AUGCAAAAAAUGGAAUCACCAGUCGCAGAAAUUCAAGUAGAAAGCAAGGAUGAGAAGGAAUCUGUAGAGAUAAGUCCUCAGGAUGAGGAGCAGGUUGAAAAAGCAUCCAUGAUUUGUUUUAAGAGAAGAAAGAAAUCAGUCAAAGCUUUGAAGUCUAAGAAUUGUUCUGAAAAAGCGCCCCGUCACACUGGUCUACGCAGUGCCAAGGAUCCCACAGAAGUGGAAGCUUCAGAUCAGUUUCAGUCACCACGGGGGACCUGGGCAGCAAUCAGAUGCUUUGUCACUCGACGGAAAAGGUCAAAAUCUUCAAAGAAAGAAGUCCCCUUAGAUGCUAAAGCACAACCUAAAGAAAACACUGAUGACACCAAACUUGCUAAGAAAAAGGCUCGAUCCAGGAUUAAAAUCCCCUGCAUAAAACUCUCGAGAAGCAAGAAAAAAGGCAGCCAUUCUCAAAUUAUUGAAGAAUCUGAAUGCAAUAUGAAAGUAAAGGAAGUUACAGACAGUUUAGGUACAGAGAUUCAGAUUCCUCAGGAUGCUCCAGCUGUAAAGGAUAAAUUAAUUGCAGACAUAAGUGGUGGUAGCUCCCAGGAAGAUAGUGUAAGUGUGCCACAAGUUAGUAACAUCAGCUCUUCUGGGGAGAAUGUGGCUUCCAUAGAACUUGGGGUUGAUACAGAAUCUUGUGUCAUUCAAACAGCAGCAUUAAUCCUUGAAAAAGGUAUUGAGAAAACAGAAGAGAUACAGGUUAUAAACCUCCAUCAAGGAAGGCUCCCUGAGGUUUCAGAAGUGGUACACCAGCUCCCUAAGGAGAACACGGAGGUCGGUAGUGUUGUGGUACCCAAUGAAACCCCCACAGAGGCACCUGCAACCCCAGAGACACAGAUCACAGAAGAAACAUCUAAGGAUGUCACAGAACAGGAACCAAAAGAGAAAGAACAUGAAGAUGGAGUAACUAUUUCAGAAAAGAACAAGUCAAAAGACAUUAUAGUGUGCUUCAGUAAAUCAGCUUUUGAAGAAAAUGCAGUAGGUCCGAAGAUGCCCCCAUUAGAAGAAAGCAGAAGGAUGGAACCAAUUGCUAUUAUUGUCACAGACACUGAAGUCAGUGAAUUUGAUGUAAAGAAAUCCAAAAACGUCCCUAAGAAAUUCUUAAUUUCGGUUGAAAAUCAGCAAAGUGAGCCAUUUUCUAAUGCUGUGUCAUCCAAAGGGGUUAAUGAUUUUGAGGGCAGAACUUCUGAACAGUAUGAGAAGCUUUUAAUAGAAACUGCUUCCUCGCUUGUCAAGAAUGCCAUUCAGUUGUCUAUAGAACAACUGGUGAAUGAAAUGGAUUCUGAUGAUAACAAAAGAAACAAUCUUAUAUAA
Molecule: messenger RNA, 1356 nt
Organism: Vombatus ursinus (common wombat)
Lineage: Eukaryota; Metazoa; Chordata; Mammalia; Diprotodontia; Vombatidae
Gene: AKAP5
Product: A-kinase anchoring protein 5
Exons: 1
Coding region: 1-1356 (451 amino acids)
Biological process (GO): positive regulation of adenylate cyclase activity
Cellular component (GO): dendrite membrane; postsynaptic density; dendritic spine
Molecular function (GO): protein kinase A regulatory subunit binding; GABA receptor binding; calmodulin binding
Source: RefSeq, a predicted model, not a curated record